Molecule: messenger RNA, 2916 nt
Organism: Leptosia nina
Lineage: Eukaryota; Metazoa; Arthropoda; Insecta; Lepidoptera; Pieridae
Source: the annotation of a GenBank genome assembly
AUGUAUUCUAUGAAUUACAUUGGUACAUUCUUCAAGAAGUUUUACAAUGAAAUAAAUAGUGCGACGUUGACUGGAGCCAUCGAUGUGAUCGUGGUCGAACAGCCGGAUGGCAGCUUCACUUGUUCCCCGUUCCACGUCCGCUUUGGGAAACUAGGUGUUCUCCGCUCCCGGUUCAAAGUUGUGGACCUCGAGCUUAACGGAGAGCCUCUGCCGAUUCAUAUGAAGCUCGGUGAGUCAGGCGAGGCAUUUUUUGUCGUGGAAGUCGGUGAGGAUGAAGCCGAAUGCUCAGCACACUUGGCGACGUCUCCCAUACCGGCGAAUAGGUUCGAUGACCUAUAUGAACCCCGACGCAGGAACUCCCUUUCAGCUGUCGAACCUGACCAUGGGCAGGCUUCGGACUACACGAAACGGAGGUACACCGCCGACGGAAAAACUAUGCAGAAACCGGACCUCAGUAAGCUUUCAAAGAAUAAAACCAAAGAAGACAAAAACGACGAGCACGAUGCACUCUUUGAAAUGGAGGGCCUCAACGAGGUCACAGACUGGACGGAUUCCAAACCAAAGACGUUUUCGGCGACGCAACUCGGCGGGGCGGGCACCGAAGCCAGCCAGACCGUGCUCAAGAUCAGCGAGCACAAUGACUUCAGACCGAUAGAGGCACCCGCUAGCCUAGACGACUCGAAGCAGAACGGAAACGGAAAGAAGAAAAAGAAAACGCGGAAAGUUAGCUCUAAGAAAAAGCACCAAAGGAAAUCUUCGACUAGUUCUAUUUCGAGCCAGUCCGAUCUCACGGCUUGCGAUGCGCGAGCCACGCAACCCACCGCCAUUCCCAACGUCACCGAUAUUCACUUCUUCAGCGACACAGAGGCUGCUGCUCUUAACGAAGAGAUGUCCAACUUGAAGCUGAAUGGUGAAAACCGCAUACCAUUGGCGUUGUCUGACACAGCGUUCGAGGUGCACCAUGCCUCCAGACAUACGAAGGGAUCUCGUCAUGGCACACCUGUACAGUCUGAUACAGAAGUGGAACUGGCGCGCACUACGUCCGGGGAUAAGUCAUCGCAGUCGUGGCGAUGGGGCGAAUUGCCUGAACCACCGAUUCGAAGCACACAGAUGACAGAAUCGACCGAAUCCCCCGCGUCUCCUGCGUCGCCGGCCGAACCCGCUUCACCCGCGGAGCCCCUCAGUUCCGACGAGGAGAGACACGGUCGACGCGGCGUCUUGAGCGGAAUGUUCAGGUUUAUGUCGUCACGAGAAGCCACCGAACCCGGGGUUCAGGGCGUUUACCUGGAUGACCUCGAUAAGGGACAAGUCGAUCCAGAUAUUUACUUUCCCAAGCAUCACACGGAACGUUAUCGGACAGGAGGUAGUGGCGGCGCGCAACACGGUCCCACCGAGGAAGAAUACGAAUCGGGCAAUGGUCCCUCAUUGCCCCAGUCGCCCGCUUCACCAGCGUCACCGGCGUCGCUCGAACCACCCGUUCUCGACUCGGAUGACGACGAUAAACUUCUAGCCAAAGGCGAGGUGGAAGUAUACGCACGGGAAGGUGCCGUGUCGCGCGUGCUUUCCUAUGAAGAGUUCUGUUCGAUGGGCGGGCGGCUUGCCGGCGAGGGCAGACUAGAGGUGCGCUUAGGCGCGCGUACACUGCCCUGGCGCACUGCCGGUCCCUUACUUCUUUCUCUGCUUGCCUUCAGGAGACCCCUGCCAUCUCGGGUAUUAGAAUCUCUUGACAAAGGUGAUAAGGAAUCCUCCGAGUCGCAGCCUACGGAUGCAGCAAAGCCUCGAACGUAUUCCUGGUGGUACUGGAGACGAUCCAAUACGGAUAAGAGGCCAGAAAUAUCAUCAAAAGAUGAUGAACUGAAAAUGGCAGCUUUAGCUGAAUCGACAGCUCCAUUAAAAUUAGACCCUGCCGGUCACGACCAAUUAGAUGCUCAAGAUGCAGUAAUGGAUAACAAAAUUGAAGACACGAAUAUCAUAGAUGAUAUGCAACCGGAAGAUUUGAUAGAACACGUUCCAAGCUUAGAGGACAAACAGAUUUUCAAUCAAGGUGAUAGACAUGAUCAGAGCUCAUCGGACUCAGAUCAAGAUACUCAGCAUGGUUCUAGACGACACUCCACCUUUAGAAAAACACUGAGACUUUCAUCAGAACAAAUUAAAAACCUGAAUCUCCGAGAAGGCAUUAACGAGAUGGUCUUCAGCGUGACGACCGCCUACCAAGGCACGACGCGCUGCAAGUGCAACGUGUUCCGCUGGCGAUACGACCACAAAAUCGUCAUAUCAGACAUAGACGGAACUAUAACCAAGUCAGACGUGCUGGGACACAUUUUUCCACUCGUGGGCAAGGAUUGGGCCCAGUCUGGUGUCGCGCAGCUAUUUACCAAAAUCAAGAAUAAUGGCUACCAGCUUCUUUAUCUCUCUGCGAGAGCCAUUGGGCAGGCCGGUGUAACACGUGAAUACCUCCGUUCAAUAAAGCAAGGCGAGACCUGCUUACCGGAUGGACCGUUAUUACUCAACCCCACUUCUCUGUUACGGGCCUUCCACCGCGAGGUGAUCGAGAAGAAGCCUGAGGAAUUUAAGAUACAGUGCCUUGCAGACAUUAAGGCGCUGUUCCCCGCGGGGUCAAAUCCGUUUUACGCGGGAUACGGAAACAGGGUCAACGACGUUUGGGCGUACCAAGCGGUUGGCAUUCCUAUAGUGAGGAUAUUCACCAUCAACUACAAGGGCGAGCUGAAACACGAACUGACACAAACAUUCCAAUCGACGUACUCGCAUAUGAGCGUGCUAGUAGAUCAAGUGUUCCCACCAGUGCUGUGUGAGCCAACCGAUGAAUUCUCACAAGCCGUGUAUUGGCGCGAACCUCUCCCUGAACUGGAUGCUGUCGACCUACCUAUUGCGAUCUUGCCUCAAGUCAAAAACUAA